AUGGCUGAGGGCAGCUCCUCGAGGGCCGAGACCCCGGUCCCUGACGCUGAGACGCUGCAGGUCCUGCGCGAUAUGGCCAACCGCCUGCGCAUCCGUGCCAUCCGCGCUACCUGCGCCGGCCACCCCACUUCGAGCAGCAGCGCAGCCGAGAUCACGUCGGUGCUGUUAUACCACACCAUGCGCUACCUGCAGGACGAGCCUGAGAACCCGGACAACGACCGCCUCAUCCUCUCCAAGAGACUGCCAUUCAUGGAUAUGGUGCCUGGCUGGCUGGAGCAAGGACUCGGCGCUGCAUGUGGCAUGGCUUAUAUGGGCAAGUACUUUGACAAGGCCAGCUACCGAGUCUACUGUCUGAUGGGAAUCAGCGAGGCCUCCGAAGGUUAUGUCUGGGAGGCCUUGGCCUUUGCCUCCCACUACAACCUGGAUAAUCUCGUGGUCAUCUUUGAUGUCAACCGCUUGGGGCCGAGCAGCGCCCUGCCAUUGGAGCAAUGCACAGCUCUCUACAAGAUGCGUUGUGAGGCCUUUGGGUGGAACACUUACAUAGUGGAUGGACAUGACGUGGAGGCACUGUGCCAGGCAUUUUGGCAAGCAACUCAAGUAAAGAACAAGCCCACGGCUGUGGUGGCCAAGACCUUCAAGAGUCGAGGGAUUCCAAACAUUGAGAGUUUGGAAAACUGGCACGGGAAGCCAAUGCCGAAAGAACGAGUGGAGGCAAUUAUCGAGCUGAUUGAAAGCCAGAUAGAGACCAACCAGGACCUGGUGCCCAAGCCCCCAGUGGCGGACUCGCCUCGCUUCAACAUCGAGGAGGUGAUCAUGACUAUACCUCCUGCCUACAACAUCGGCGACAAGGUGACCACUAGGAAAGCCUACGGCCUGGCUCUGGCCAAACUGGGCCAUGUGAACAACAGAGUGAUUGCCCUCGACAGCGAUGCCAAGAAUUCCACCUGCUCAGUGAUCUUCCAGAAAGAGCACCCAGAGCGUUUCGUUGAGUGCUUUGUUGCGGAGCAGAACAUGGUUGGUGUGGCCCUGGGCUGUGCCGUACGUGGGCGAGCCAUCACCUUUGCCAGCACCUUUGCUGCCUUUUGGGCCCGAGCCUUUGACCAAAUCCGGAUGGCUGCCAUCUCAGAAACCAAUGUCACCCUUGUGGGCUCCCACUGCGGCGUGUCUGUGGGGGAGGAUGGGCCCUUGAAGAUGGCCCUGGAGGACCUCGCCAUGUUCCGAGUCAUUCCAAACUGCACAAUUUUCUAUCCAAGUGACGCCGUCUCCACAGAACAUGCUGUUUAUCUGGCCGCCAACAUCAAGGGCAUGUGCUACAUCCGGACCAGUUACCCAGAGACCUCAGUCAUUUAUUCCUCUGAAGACCGCUUUGAGGUUGGCCAGGCCAAGGUGGUCCGCCAGAGUGCUGACGACAAGGUCACAGUCAUUGGAGCCGGGGUGACACUGCACGAGGCCUUAGAGGCUGCUGAUGAGCUUUCCAAGGAAGGUAUUGCCAUCCGUGUCAUCGACCUGUUCACCAUCAAACCCCUGGAUGCCGCCACCAUCAUCUCCAACGCGCAUGAGACUGGUGGCCACGUAGUCACCGUGGAGGACCACUACAAAGAAGGUGGCAUUGGGGAAGCCGUCUGUGCUGCUGUCUCUAUGGAGCCUGGCAUCCUGGUCUACCAGCUGUCAGUGUCAGGAAUCACUUCCAGCGGGCCACCCAGCAAGAUACUGGACAAGUUCGGGAUCAAUGCCCACUGCAUUGUGGCGACCGUGCACAGCAUCAUCAUGAACCAGAUCAUCUGAGUCAGGCCACAAGUGGCUCAGCUGCCAGGGCCCUUGGGCGCUAACAUCUUUAUACUGCAUUCAAGUUUGUUAGAAAUCUAGCUUAAUCAUACAGUUUAAAGCAAAUCUGAUUGAUGAUACCCUAAUAC
Molecule: messenger RNA, 1913 nt
Organism: Echinops telfairi (small Madagascar hedgehog)
Lineage: Eukaryota; Metazoa; Chordata; Mammalia; Afrosoricida; Tenrecidae
Gene: TKTL1
Product: transketolase like 1
Exons: 13
Coding region: 1-1785 (594 amino acids)
Molecular function (GO): thiamine pyrophosphate binding; transketolase activity
Source: RefSeq, a predicted model, not a curated record